Messenger RNA from Anarrhichthys ocellatus (wolf-eel), 8013 nucleotides. It is a transcript of the gene cacna1sb, whose product is annotated as calcium channel, voltage-dependent, L type, alpha 1S subunit, b. Gene Ontology annotation, cellular component: voltage-gated calcium channel complex; membrane. The transcript has 45 exons. The coding region runs from base 1118 to 6652 and encodes 1844 amino acids. Gene Ontology annotation, molecular function: high voltage-gated calcium channel activity; calcium ion binding. The record is from RefSeq and is a predicted model, not a curated record. Gene Ontology annotation, biological process: calcium ion import across plasma membrane. NCBI's taxonomy places the organism in Eukaryota, Metazoa, Chordata, Actinopteri, Perciformes, Anarhichadidae.
CUCUGGAUGUUUGCGGCAGAAGUCGCUGCUAUUGCUGAUUGACAAUAGGGGGUGACAGAGUACACAAUAAGUGGGCUUGCACACAUGGACUAUACACAAACAAAAAAGUUAGAAGCUGUUAUUUUGUUCCCAGAUCAUCAAAAAUCUGUUUUACAAAUGAGUGAUUCUGAGCACUUAUUUGUUGUUUUUUAACAAGGUGUAUGAUGAAGGUAUAUGCCACGCGUGGUAACAACCCAACUAUAGACACUUUUUUUGAUCACAUUUUAAUCUUAAAUUUAUAAAACGAGACGUCUAAAGUAAGGCUUACCAUUGAACAUCAUUUUGAUUAGUAAAUGUCAAUCUUGCCUGCAUUUUCUAUAUUGUGACCUACAUUGGAACGCCUUUACCAUCUCCUAUUUAAGCAGUAUACAAACCGUUUAGUAUAAAUACAACCAGACUCCUCCCCCCCAAGGAUUCAGAUAGAGAAUAUCCAACAUGUAAAAACAGUGUUUGAUAGUUUGAGAUUGUGAGGCAGAAAUAUCCAUGUGUAUUUUCUCUUCCUCUCCUGACAGUUUAGGGUUCAACACCAGUGUCCAGCAGCUGAGUCUGUUUUGAAAAGGAGAGAAGGUUCAGGGGGCUAAUGGUGAUAUUCUGCUACUGCGCAAAUCCCCUAAACUGUGUCUGUCCCCUUCUUGUGCUCUAGUCUGCCACUGCUGCCCUGACCCAACCUCUCCCUGAUCACAUCUACUCCCAUCUUCUACCUUACACCCCCCCACCUCCACUCCCAUACCCCCCUAACCAUCCCCAAGCAUGGCCUGUCAGUGGUUCAGUCUAAAUUUAAACUACAGCAGGGCCAACUGCUCCUCCAGCCACUCUGGGCUCCUGUUAUUUUUCUCUGCCGAGGGGGUUUUUCUGUCAAAGACCCUCAGCCAAGAGGAGAGGCCUGUGGCUCUGCGUAAGGGAGACAGAGUCAGGGGGAGAGGGGAGAGAAGGCGGCAGAGGAGCGCACACAGGAUCGGCAGGUCUGGAACUCCGGGGCCUUCACAACCGGGAGAUAUAAAGUGCCUCAGUUUGGGAUUAUUCAGUAAGAAGACACACUUCUACAGGACUAGGAGCGUUUACCGGUUGAGGUGUAAAGAUGGCGGCCAAAGCAGAGGACAAGCUGGUUAUUAUGAAUGAAGAGGAGCUGAAGAGAAAGCAGAAGGAGAAGCUGAAGAAGCUACAGGCCACAGGGGGAAACCCUCGACCUGCGAGAACCCUCUUCCUCUUCAACCUCAAAAAUCCCUUCCGUAAGGCCUGUACCAGCAUUGUGGAGUGGAAAACCUUUGAGAUCAUCAUCUUAUUGACCAUCUUUGCAAACUGUAUUGCUUUGGCUGUGUUCCUGCCCAUGCCUGAAGAAGACAGCAAUAACACCAACAUAAACUUGGAGAGUUUGGAGUACAUCUUCCUGAUCAUAUUCACGUUAGAGUGCUUUCUGAAGAUAGUGGCGUAUGGGCUUGUGUUCCACGAAGGCGCCUAUUUACGUAACUGUUGGAACAUAUUGGACUUUGUCAUCGUCUUCAUGGGUCUCUUCACCUUUGCCUUGGAUACCAUCAAUAAGAUAGCAGGUGUGCCAAAGGAGAAGGGCGGGGGGUUUGACAUGAAGGCACUGAGAGCCUUCAGAGUGCUGCGACCCUUACGUCUCGUCUCUGGAGUCCCCAGCCUGCAGGUGGUGAUGAACUCCAUCCUUAAAGCCAUGCUGCCUCUGCUGCACAUUGCCCUUCUCGUCUUUUUACUGGUCACCAUCUAUGCCAUCAUGGGACUGGAGCUAUUCAAGUGCAAAAUGCAUAAAACCUGCUAUUACACUGGCACAAACCUCUAUUCCACAGCAGAAGGCGAGCUGCCUGCACCAUGUGCUCAGGCUGGUAACGGACGCCGCUGCAUGAUCAACGGCUCUGAGUGUCGGCCAGGCUGGGAGGGUCCCAACAAUGGCAUCACCCACUUUGAUAACAUUGGCUUUGCCAUGCUUACAGUCUACCAAUGUAUCACCAUGGAGGGAUGGACCAAAGUUCUCUACUGGGUUAAUGAUGCCAUGGGAAAUGAAUGGCCCUGGGUCUACUUCGUGCCCCUCAUUCUGCUGGGUUCCUUCUUCGUGCUUAAUUUGGUUCUGGGUGUGCUCAGUGGAGAAUUUACCAAAGAGCGAGAGAAGGCCAGGUCACGUGGAGAGUUCCAGAAGUUGCGAGAGUGUCAGCAACUGGAUGAAGACGUGCAUGGCUACAUGGAGUGGAUCACUCACGCUGAAGUCCUGGAUGCUGACCGAGAGGGCAAAGGAUUCCUGCCUUUAACCAGCGACCCUGAUACAGACAGCCUGUAUGACCUGGAAGGCAAGGGCCAAAUUGUCUACUACUAUCGCCUGGCCCGUCGCUGGAACCGUUUCUUCAGGAUGAAGUGUCUGCUGUAUGUGAAAACUAAGAGCUUUUACUGGCUAGUGAUGUUUCUCGUCUUCCUCAACACCCUGACCAUAGCAACAGAACACCACCACCAGCCUGACUCGCUCACGUCUCUACAAGAUGUGGCCAGUCGAAUACUGCUGGUGCUGUUCAUCGUAGAGAUGUUUGUGAAGAUGUAUGCUCUGGGUCCAAGAGCAUAUUUCAUGUCCCUAUUUAACCGCUUUGACUUCUUUGUGGUGCUCUGCGGUAUCCUGGAGAUGAUCAUGUUCUCUGCAGGAGCCGUGGCUCCCUUGGGUUUCUCUGUACUAAGGUGUAUCCGGCUGCUGAGGAUCCUUAAAGUAACAAAGUAUUGGACCUCUUUGAGUAAUUUUGUGGCUUCUCUCCUCAACUCUGUACGCUCCAUUGCCUCCCUGCUCCUACUUCUCUUCCUCUUCAUCGUCAUUUUCUCCCUGCUGGGAAUGCAGGUGUUUGGGGGGAAAUUCAACUUUACCGACCACAGACCCAGACGCAGUAACUUUGACAACUUCCCUCAGGCCCUCAUCAGUGUUUUUCAGAUCCUUACAGGAGAGGACUGGACCACCAUAAUGAACAAUGGCAUUAUGGCCUAUGGAGGGCCUGAAUUUCCUGGCAUCCUGGUCGCCAUCUUCUUUAUCAUCCUCUUUGUGUGUGGAAACUAUAUCCUCCUCAAUGUCUUCUUGGCCAUCGCCGUCGACAACCUGGCAGAGGCUGAGAGUCUGACUUCAGCUCAGAAAGAAAAGGCGGAGGAGAAGUUGAGAAGAAAGUUACUAAGGUCCAAAAUGCCUGAGAAGACUGAUGAGGACAGGGAGAGGAUAGCAAAGAAACUGGCAGAGCAGAGAGCCAAGAUGGAGAUCAUGCCCACAACAGCCAAGCUCAAAGUUGACGAGUUUGAGUCCAAUGUCAAUGAAGUGAAAGAUCCUUUCCCACCUGACGACUUCCCAGGUGAUGACGAGGAGGUAGAGCCCGAAAUCCCCAUCAGCCCUCGGCCCCGACCGAUGGCCGACCUGCAGCUGAAGGAAGAAGCCGUUCCAUUGCCUGAAGCCAGCUCCUUUUUCAUUUUUAGCCCUCAGAACAAGUUUCGUAAACUGUGCUACAAGAUCAUCAAUGCCUCCUCCUUCACCAACUUAAUCCUUCUGUUCAUCCUGCUCUCCUCCAUCUCCCUGGCAGCUGAGGACCCCAUCGAUCCCAAGUCCUACAGAAACAAGAUAUUGGCCUAUGCUGACAUUGUCUUCACAACUGUGUUCACCAUUGAGAUAGUACUGAAGAUGACAGUAUAUGGAGCAUUCAUGCACGAGGGCUCCUUCUGCCGUAACUCCUUCAACAUCCUGGAUCUGAUUGUGGUUGGAGUCUCUCUACUUUCUAUGGGGAUGGAAUCCAGUGCCAUCUCUGUGGUGAAGAUUCUCAGGGUGCUGAGGGUGCUGAGGCCUCUCAGGGCCAUCAAUAGAGCCAAAGGGUUAAAGCAUGUGGUCCAAUGUGUGUUUGUGGCCAUCAAAACCAUCGGCAACAUCGUCAUGGUCACCAUGCUGAUAAAUUUCAUGUUUGCCUGUAUCGGAGUGCAGCUCUUCAAGGGUAAAUUCUACAGCUGCACAGACUCGUUGAAAAUGACAGGAGAGGAAUGCCAGGGACUCUUUGUGAAGCACAUGGAGAAUUCCCUACAAGACACAGUGUUGGCUAAGAGAGAAUGGCUCAACAAUGACUUCAACUUUGACAAUGUGUUCUCUGGCAUGCUGGCUCUCUUCACUGUUUCCACAUUUGAGGGCUGGCCAAAACUGUUGUACAGAGCCAUUGAUUCAGACGAAGAAGACAUGGGUCCUGUCUUCAACAAUCGCGUAGAUGUGUCCAUCUUCUUCAUCGUCUACAUCAUCCUCAUUGCCUUCUUCAUGAUGAACAUCUUUGUGGGCUUCGUCAUUGUCACUUUCCAGGAGCAGGGCGAGCAGGAGUACAAGGACUGCGAGCUGGACAAGAACCAGCGCCAAUGUGUGCAGUACGCCCUGAAAGCUCGACCUCUGAGAUGCUACAUCCCCAAAAACCCUAACCAGUACAGAGUCUGGUACAUUGUCACCUCCUGCUACUUUGAAUACCUCAUGUUCUUCCUAAUUAUGCUCAACACCUUGUGUCUGGGGAUGCAGCACUGCAACCAGUCCGACCAUGUGACCAAGGUGUCAGACACCCUGAACGUGAUCUUCACCGUGCUCUUCACUCUGGAGAUGAUUCUCAAGCUCAUGGCCUUCAAAGCGAGGGGCUACUUUGGAGACCCCUGGAACGUCUUUGACUUCGUCAUUGUCAUCGGUAGUGUCGUUGAUGUCAUCCUUAGCGAAGUCGAUAGUGCCCUGGCUGCCAGUGGAGGACUGUACUGUCUCCAUGGCUGUGCUGAAACAAAUCCUAUGCAAGCAAUUGCGGCGUCUGAAAAUGCCUCAGUUUCCAUCACGUUCUUCCGACUCUUCCGUGUCAUGCGUCUGGUCAAGCUGCUGAACCGUUCGGAGGGCAUCCGUAACCUGCUGUGGACCUUCAUUAAAUCCUUCCAGGCUCUUCCUCACGUAGCUUUGCUCAUCAUAAUGCUCUUCUUUAUCUACGCUGUCAUCGGGAUGCAGAUCUUUGGAAAGGUAUCCUUAGUUGAUGGCACCCAAAUCAACCGCAACAACAACUUCCAGACAUUCCCUCAGGCGGUUCUGAUGUUAUUCCGGUGUGCUACUGGAGAGGCUUGGCAGGAAGUCAUGAUGGCUUCAAUGUAUGGGAAGAAGUGUGACCCCAAGUCUGACUUCCUGCCAGGUGAGGAGUUCACCUGCGGGUCCAACUUCGCUGUCUUCUACUUCCUCAGCUUCUACUGUCUCUGUGCCUUCCUGAUCCUCAACCUGUUUGUAGCUGUCAUCAUGGACAACUUUGACUACCUAACCCGUGAUUGGUCUCUUCUUGGUCCACACCAUCUGGAUGAGUUUAAGAAGAUCUGGGCUGAAUAUGACCCUGAAGCCACGGGGAGAAUUAAGCAUCUGGACGUGGUGACGCUGUUGCGACGUCUCCAGCCUCCACUGGGCUUUGGCAAGUUCUGUCCUCAUCGUGCUGCAUGCAAGCGCUUGAUUGGCAUGAACAUGCCUCUCAACAGCGAUGGCACCGUCACCUUUAAUGCCACCCUGUUUGCUCUCGUCAGGACUGCACUCAAGAUCAAAACAGAAGGUAACUUUGAGCAGGCCAACGAGGAGCUGAGAGCCAUUAUAAAAUCAAUCUGGAAACGCACAAGUAUGAAACUGUUAGACCAGGUCAUCCCGCCUAUUGGAGAUGAUGAGGUGACUGUGGGGAAAUUCUACUCCACCUUCCUGAUCCAGGAUCAUUUCCGCAAGUUUUUGAAGCGUCAGGAGGAGUACUAUGGCUACCGGCCCUCUAAGAAGAGCGCCUCAGGCCCAGAGAUCCAGGCGGGCCUGAGGAGUAUAGAUGAUGAGGUUGCUCCAGAGAUGCACAGGGCCAUUUCUGGAGACCUGCAGAAUGAGGAAGAGAUGGACAAAGCUAUGGAGGAAGCUGGGGAAGAAGGCAUCUACCAGCGUACACACGGCCUGUUUGGUAACCGGGUGGACUCAUUCUCUGGUGAGCCUGUCGACGCUCAGUCCCAGCAGAUGACCAACCAGCGGCCCCUCAAGUUCUCUGAGAGCCAGCCUGAGUCUCCACCAAACUCCGCUGCCUGGAUGCCCACUACUGAAUUUUUCCCCACAGCCGCACCAAAAAGCAACACUAACAACAACGCCUUUGCAGAAUAUUCAUUUGAUAGAGAAGGCAGUCCCGAAGAGUUUUACAAUCUCAGUGAGGAUGCAGAGCCAGGUAACCUGCGCUCCUGGAACUUCACAGUGAGAACAGACAAAACGCAGUUCCCUUAUGAGCCUAACUAUGGUGACAGUCAGAGUGAGAGCUCCAGUACUGCAGCUGACCAGCUCGUCCAGGAGGCUCUUGUAAAGGGCGGUCUGGCCUCCCUGGCCAAAGACCCUGGCUUUGUCUCUGCGACUAAGGAGGAGAUGGCUGAUGCCAUGCACACGACUGUGGAUGAGAUGGAAAGCGUGGCUCAGGGCAUUCUCAGCGAACGUGCCGGCAGCGUCGCCUCCGUCAAAAAGAGACGUCCCAUCCCGGUCCCUCCUCCUGCCGUGGCAGCACGGGUAACGGGCCAGCCGGAUCCAGCUGCGAGGAGAAAGAGACGUCCAAUCCCCCUGAUUCCCUCCGUACAGGAGGCAGACUCUAAAGUUUAGAAGAUGCCACUUGAGUUUAUGUGGUUAUCUCGUGAUUUAUACACCUGCAGGUAGCUCCACCUCACCUCACUUUACUAAGCUUGUUUCUCUUUUAACAGUCUGUAUCUACUAGCCUGGCUCAGGGCCUAAAGGCAGGUUGGCUCAGGUUUAACAUAUUGUUAAGUGUGUUUGAAACUUAACUAAAGAGAAACAUAUCUGAUGUUGAAACAUCGUAAUUUUCAGAUUUAUUGAAAGCACUGUAAUAAAAAUACUAACUUAUUUCAGAGCAAACAGAUUGACGCACUUCUUUCUUUGUAGCGUUUGUUGACGUUAUCCAUUCCAUGUGACUUUUGGGACAACCAUGUGAGUGAGCAGAGCGUCUUACUGUAGGCUCACUGAAGACUCAAACAACUCUCUGAAUGAAGGGAGCAGGCGGCCGACAGUGGGACAGUGGGAAAGGACUCCACUUUGGGGAAACGGAGACUUGAGUUUCUGUGCAUGCAGGCCCAGAAAAGUUCACUGAAUGAGCAGUUCGUGCUUUUAAAUGGGCACGGUGCUACAAUGACAAUGCAGGUUAAACCAUUUUUUACUUUGUUGGCAAAGCACCGUCCUCUGAUCAGUUAUGACUUUCUCUUAAUACUGAGGUUUACCGAGUUUUCUCCUGCUCACCACUGUUCUUUUAUGCAGUUGGUAUCAGCAGAUUUUAUAGAGGAAACUUUUUUUUCUAUGGAUAUAGAGGUACAUUUAAUCUCUAAAAUAAUUAUCCAAAGAUUUAGCUGUAUUAAAAGUAUUUGUUGAUUUUAAAGCGGUGUAGUCAAAGCAGUGCAUGUGAUUUUGUUCCAAGUCACUUUAAGUCGUUCUACUGCUACAGGUUGUGUUUUUGAUUUACCUUUGAUACCUUUGAGUUAGGGACACUUAGUUUGAUCCAUACAGAUGAUGUAUCUUCAUACCUGGAGUAUGUGGAUUUAGAUUUACACCUCAUGACAAUUAUUAUUCAUAAUUGCACUUGAUUGAUGUUUUUUUGCCUAAUUCACACAGUGACUACAGGACUUUUUUUCUAACAUUAUCAUCUGACCAGCCUGUGUGUUGCUGUUACACAUACACGAUGUUGGAGACAGUUUGAGUGAACUUUGAUGCUCAACCUCAGGUCUCCUUUACUUCUGGGUCUAUGUCAUUAUGGUUGAUGUUACAUUGGCAAAAUAAAUAAAUCAUCCAAACAUUCAUUUCUGCGUUAGUUUUCUUUCUGCAAACAAACCAAAGAUGGACAUCUGAGCUCUCAGGCUGUUAAAGGAGAGGGAAGAAAGCCCCCCACAACAGGUUAGUUUCAUUCAUUAAAUAAGAAAACUAAUGACAGAAAUGCCUUGAAAUGAGAGCGUUGGUGC